Messenger RNA from Brassica napus (rape), 2398 nucleotides. RefSeq names its product ELF3-like protein 2. Bases 664 to 2211 code for a protein of 515 amino acids. NCBI's taxonomy places the organism in Eukaryota, Viridiplantae, Streptophyta, Magnoliopsida, Brassicales, Brassicaceae. Gene Ontology annotation, biological process: regulation of photoperiodism, flowering. The transcript has 6 exons. The record is from RefSeq and is a predicted model, not a curated record.
CGGGUUGCCGCCCUGACGUGGUUCCAAACAGGGCUUAUACCGCACGUUAACUUUUGACAAAACCACGAGACGUCGUGAUUGGCGAAUUCCGACCGAACACGCUUUGGUUUUCUGCUGAAACAUUUAUUUCCGGUCCGUCUAAACCGGGAACAGACACAUUCCGACCAAACACGCUUCUUCUCUCCACUUUUGUGUCAGAUGAUUGUGAUCAGAAACAGAUAUUUCCGCUAAAAGAUAGUCCCAAAUUAGAUUCUUUUGGAGGAGAUGAAGUUUAAGUUAGCCACGAGAGAGAUUGAAAACAUGUGGCUGUGUUAUGUAAAGAGACCGAGUCACACGAACAACUCCUCCCACACGCCAUUUCUCCUACCACUCGAACCUAACAAACCAAAACCCGCCACGUUUAAUCUGAAACCCGAGUUCCCGUGAGUUAGGAUCUUUACUUGAAGGAACCAGACAUGAUCGCAGAGUCACACAUACACACACAAACCUUUAGAAGUGUUUUGUCGUCCCCCUCGUAUAGAAUCCAUUGUGGAUUUAGCUUUCCCAUCUAAUUAGCAAAGAAAAAAAAAGAAAGAAAUUCUACUCUUUUCGAUCUAAAGUAUUAUUUGAUCUUGACUUAUUUCAGAAGGGAGAAGAAGACCAAGAAGAAGAUAAAUUGGAGGAAUGAAAGAUGAGGCGAAGAGGAUAACAAUUCCUCCAUUGUUCCCAAGGGUUCAUGUGAAAGAUACUGAACGAGGAGGCUUGUCUCAGCCAUUUGAUGGCAAAACAAUGUCUCCAUAUAAACAUUCCAUUCUUCCAUCUCCGACCGACAAGAUCUCUGAUUCUCCUUCCACUCUCUCACUGUCUCUUCCUCCUCCAGCCAACAACGCUUGUCUCCAGACUGAUCGAUCUGAAAUGAAUCAGUUAUCACCAAACUACAACACUUCCCCAGCAUCAAAUCUUGAAGGGAAGGUGAAUAAAAAAGGCAUGAUUUAUCCAAGUCCUAGAGGAUCAUCAGUUAAACCUAGUUCAAUAAAACAAAAUGAGUACAACCUUACCAACUUGGAUUCUCUUAAGGUUCCUGUUUUUAGACUCCCGGAGACAGAUCCAAAAGCAAACACAGAUUUGUCACUACAGUUUCAUAAUAGCAGUACCAGUAAAUCAAGAGGAGAAGCUGCUGGUUUCAAACCUCUCCUGAACAAUCUUGAUAUUCGAGAAUUACUUUUGCCACUACAGUGUUUGGAAGAUGAAAGCAAUAAUGGGUCUCUUAGUGUGAUGAAAACUCAACUGUAUAGAAGAAGAACCCCCAAAACUGUGCCUCCAUGUGAACAAGAUGCCUCAGACUGCUCUGCAAUAGACUCUUUGUCUGGUAUGAGUGCAACUUCUAAUGAUGUUGCCAGAGUGAUAGGUGAGAAGAGAUUUUGGAAGAUGAGAGCUUAUAUGAUCAGUCAGCAGAAGAUCUUUGCCACUCAAGUCUUUGAGCUGCAUAGACUGAUAAUGGUUCAGAAAAUGGUUGCAAAGUCGCCAAACUUGGUUCUCAAAAAUAAGAUCAAUGGUGGUUCAAAGUUUAAAAGACCAAACACCGAGAAUCAAAAACCUGUAACCGAAGCCUAUCCAGAGCAUAUGAAACCAAAGAUUCCUUUACCAUUCAUAAGCAAAGAGCUCAUGACCCCAAUUUGGCAACAACAGCUACUUCCUCCACAAGAAAACCAGUGGUUAGUUCCUGUAAUGUCUCCUUCAGAAGGUCUGGUCUAUAAACCAUACGCAGGUCCAUGUCCUCCUCCUCCUUCAGCUUUCAUGGUUCCUAUUUAUGGACAAGAUUCGCCCUCCAGGUUCCCUGCUUCUACUCAGUUUAGCCACAACUGCUUCCCACCGAGGACAGCAGUACUUGACCAGACAAACCCGUUUGGUCAGCUUCAAAGAUGGUCAAGCACAUCUAGCCACAUGACUCAAGCGAUUCCGUUUUCGUUAAAGAAGUCUCAGGAGUCUAAUGACAGUGAGGUACAUGGAAGUACAGCUUCAAGUCCACCAGAGAAGCAUAAAUUUGAUGUUCUUCCACUUUUUCCUACAGAGCCUACUCAUCACACUGAUGAGUAUGAGCAGAAACAGCAACCACUUUCUGGUGCCAUUAAAGCCAUUCCUCAUAACUCAACAUCUGCCUCUGAAUCUGCUGCAAGAAUUUUCCGUUCUAUUCAGGAAGAAAGGAGGGACUCAGAUCAUAUGAUUAGUUAGUUUUCUUACUUUCUCCACAUUCUUUUUCUUUAUAAUUUCUUCUUCUUAUACCUUAGAUUUUAUACUAUUUACUCUUCAUGAGAAGAUGUAAAUCAAUACUGUCACUAUACAUAAAGCAUACACACAUCUUAUACUGAUAUUGUAUUGACAAACAGCAAAUAAAUGAUAGAUUCUUUUGUUCUAUUAA